ACCAGUUUGGGACAAACUCAGCAGCAGAUGGACCUGCCUUUUGUAGUCUGAAAGCACCCAGAGGCCAGAGGCUCUCCAGUGGUGCCUCGGCAGACCGGCCUAGAAUUCUGACCACGGGGCUGGAGUAAGACCAGGCAUCCCGGCAGUGGGGGGCUGCCUUGCCGCCUCGCUGCCUCUGGGGUGGUACCGGAGCCGGAGCUGGGAGCCCCCUGUGCUCCUGGGUGCCUCCGUUGGCCAAACUGACGGCGGGGACUAGGGACUGGGUCUGAUCAGCACAGCCGUCUCCCAAUGCCUCUGGCCCCUUCCAGAGGCCAACAGCAGGGUGGGCGCCACCGGCAGCCGUGAGGUCCAGCCUCUCUUCUGUGUGCCACAGAAGCCUGGCCACCUGACUGGUCUGAUCUGGGGACUGGGCCUAGUCCCUGCUGGCUGUUGUAAGCAGGUAAAGGACUCGCGUGGCUCCCAGAGCAAGGGUUACGCCCCAGCGGCUUCUCGCUCUCUUGAGGCGGGGGCCGCCUGCAGCGCUGGCCCCAGGACCCAGAGGCAGGUUCUGAGGUGCGCCCCUCCGGGUCUCGCAAGCGGCAGACUUGAGGCUGCGGCCCGCAUUGCUUCUACAAUCGGUGCAUGUUCCUCGCUGACGUCAGUCGGAGCUGUCCUGGAGCUAUAUAAGGCUGGCGGCGGUCCCGGGACAGACCCCGUGGUCCCCACAGCGCCCUCAGCCCGCCCGAGGGACAGAGAGCGGAGCCCCGUCCUGCGGCGUGCAGACACUCUCCGGCAACCUGUGAGUGGCUCGGAGCAUCCGCCCUGACUCCCUCAGCACCAGGACUUGGCGCUCAGCUCAGCCACCACCGCUCGCCCAAGGGGAGAGGGGGAGAGAGGGAGGAUCGGGCUGGGCAGCGGCUGGGGCUGGAGGGAAGGCUGUGGGUACCAGGCGGCAGGCGCAGGGGAGCUGGAUGCGCGCGGGAAGGGGAGUGGUGCCACCCGCGACUGCCCCGGGCGCACCUCACCCCGCGCUGCCCCUGUGUGUCCAGGGCCGGCGGCACCAUGAAGCAGGGGGGACGCGCGGCACUGCUGGUGGCGCUGCUGCUCCUGGCACAGCAGCGCCCGGGGAGCAGCCGGUGGAGCCCGGGGGCGGCGGCGGCCGGGGUCCGGGACCCGAGUCUGCGCUGGAGCCCCGGGGCGCGGAACCAGGACGGCGGGGCCCGCGCGCUGCUCUUGCUGCUGGCCGAGCGCUUCCCGCGCCGCGCGGGGCCCGGCCGGUGGAGAUCCCGGACCGCGGGCGAGCGGCCGAGACGGGACGACCCUCCGCUGUCCAUUGAUCUCACCUUCCACCUGCUGCGGACCCUGCUGGAGCUGGCGCGGACACAGAGCCAGCGGGAGCGCGCCGAGCAGAACCGCAUCAUAUUCGAGUCGGUGGGCAAGUGAUCGGCGCGGUCUGCAGCCACGAGAACCUCGACCCCCGUCCCCCACCCCCGGGCCGGGACGUGCGCGACUGGAACUGACCCAGUCCCGCGGGCUAGAGCGGCCCAGGGAUGCCCGCAGCACUCUGUACGUCACCAAUUUUUAAUAAAAGUGCUGAAGAGCCUUUGGCCUCGGUUGUGGGGCGCAGGGAAGCACAGCAGGGUGGGAGCCCGUGGAAAAGUGUGGCCUCCCAGGCCGGCGAGAGGGUACCGGAUGCUCCACGAGGACUCC
Molecule: messenger RNA, 1689 nt
Organism: Mirounga angustirostris (Northern elephant seal)
Lineage: Eukaryota; Metazoa; Chordata; Mammalia; Carnivora; Phocidae
Gene: UCN
Product: urocortin
Exons: 1
Coding region: 1042-1422 (126 amino acids)
Biological process (GO): negative regulation of feeding behavior
Cellular component (GO): extracellular region
Molecular function (GO): hormone activity
Source: RefSeq, a predicted model, not a curated record